This is a messenger RNA of Jatropha curcas, 2588 nucleotides long. Its product is annotated as Concanavalin A-like lectin protein kinase family protein. Gene Ontology annotation, molecular function: protein kinase activity; carbohydrate binding; ATP binding. The record is from RefSeq and is a predicted model, not a curated record. Gene Ontology annotation, biological process: protein phosphorylation. NCBI's taxonomy places the organism in Eukaryota, Viridiplantae, Streptophyta, Magnoliopsida, Malpighiales, Euphorbiaceae.
UUCGGAUUCCCUGCUCUGUAUAGCAUGGAAGUACGUUUCUUCCCUUUGGUUCUUUCUGUUUAUAAGCCAAAGAAUACAAAUCCUUCCCCUUCUCUUCUCCAUCUCUCACAAACCGUGAACUCUCCAUCUCCUCUUCAUCUCUAUUAUUCUUUCAGUAAACGACAUAAUAAAAAUUCUUUAAUGGCCAUUCGCUAGCUAUCCAAGCCAAUAAUGUUGUCUAUCUUUUACAGAAUUUCAAGCAUUAUAUCUUUUGCUUUGUUAUUACUCUGUUUCUUUGUUAUAACCUCUGCAACAACUGAAUUCGACUUUGGUACUUUAACUCUAAGCAGCCUAAAGCUUCUCGGCGACGCCCAUUUAAACAAUGGAAGUGUCCGCCUCACUCGUGACGUCGCUGUCCCUAUCUCCGGCGCCGGCAAAGUGCUUUAUUCUAAGCCAAUUAGAUUCCGGCAACCGGCGUCUCACUCUAUUACGAGUUUCGCCACUUUUUUCUCCUUUUCUGUCAACAAUUUAAACCCAUCGUCGAUUGGCGGCGGGCUUGCAUUUGUCAUCUCGCCGGACUCGGAGACUAUUGGUGCUGCCGGAGGGUGUCUGGGGCUACUCAACGCUGAUGGGUCCGGGUCGGGUUUCGUGGCGGUCGAGUUUGAUACUCUUAUGGACGUUGAGUACAAAGACAUUAAUGGAAAUCAUGUGGGUUUGGAUCUAAAUAGCAUGGUUUCUACGCAGGUUGGCGAUUUGGGAGCUAUAAAUAUCGAUCUUAAAAGCGGCGAUCUCGUUAAUGCUUGGAUCGAUUACAACGGGUCAAAUCACGGCCUAAACGUCUUCGUUUCAUACUCGAAUCUUAAACCCAAAGAGCCAAUUCUAUCUUUAAUUCUUGAUCUAGAUCAGUACGUUAGUGAUUUUAUGUAUGUUGGGUUUUCCGGGUCGACUCAAGGAAGCACAGAAACUCAUAGCAUUGAAUGGUGGAGCUUUAGUUCUUUAUUUGACUCAACUGGGUCUUCUUCUUAUCCGCCGCCACCAACGACUAGUUUGAUGAACCCAACGGCUAACUCUGUUAAGUCACCGCCACCGACAUUGGCUCCUACUGGUUCUGAUUCAAUAACUAGUCAAGAAAAGAACAGUAAGUCUUCUUCUUGUCAUGACCAGCUCUGUAAGCGAGGUCCAGGGGCUGUUGCAGGGGUAGUUACUGCUAGUGCAUUUUUAGCCAUUUUUGCUGGUGUUCUUAUCUGGGUAUUCUCUAAAAAGUACAAACAUGUCAAAAAAACAGAGUCUUUUGCAUCAGAGGUUAUCAAAAUGCCAAAAGAAUUUAGCUACAAAGAGCUUAGAACAGCUACUAGAUGCUUCAAUGCUAAUAGAAUUAUAGGCCAUGGUGCAUUUGGGACUGUGUAUAAAGGUAUAUUACCAGAAAAUGGUGACAUUGUUGCAGUAAAGAGAUGUAGUCAUAGUAGUCAAGGAAAGGAUGAGUUUUUAUCUGAAUUAUCAAUAAUUGGCACUCUUAGGCAUCGAAAUUUGGUCCGGCUUCAAGGUUGGUGUCAUGAGAAAGGUGAAAUUUUAUUGGUUUAUGAUUUAAUGCCUAAUGGAAGUCUUGAUAAAGCAUUGUUUGAAGCAAGAACGCCUUUGCCAUGGCCUUACAGGCGAAAAAUUUUGCUUGGUGUUGCUUCUGCUUUAGCUUACUUGCAUCAAGAAUGCGAAAACCAGGUUAUUCAUAGAGAUAUAAAGACAAGUAAUAUUAUGUUAGAUGAAGGGUUUAAUGCAAGAUUAGGAGAUUUUGGGUUGGCUAGACAAGUUGAACAUGAUAAAUCACCUGAUGCAACAGUAGCUGCUGGUACAAUGGGAUAUUUAGCUCCUGAAUAUUUAUUAACAGGAAGAGCCUCCGAAAAAACUGAUGUUUUUAGUUAUGGAGCUGUGGUUCUUGAAGUGGCUAGUGGGAGAAGACCAAUUGAGAAAGAAACAAGCGGGGCUAGUAAAGUUGGGGUUAAUAGCAAUUUAGUAGAAUGGGUUUGGAGUUUACAUAGAGAAGGAAGAUUGUUAAUGGCUGCUGAUUCAAGACUUGAAGGUGAGUUUGAUGAGAAUGAGAUGAGAAGGAUUUUGUUGGUUGGGUUAGCUUGUUCUCAUCCUGACCCAUUGGCUAGACCUACAAUGAGAAAUGUGGUCCAAAUGCUAGUUGGUGAAGCUGAGGUUCCUAUUGUUCCAAGAGCAAAACCAACUAUGAGUUUUAGCACUUCUCAUCUUCUUUUGAGUUUGCAAGAUAGUGUGUCAGAUUUUAAUGGGAUGAUCACUAUCUCAACUUCUUCAUCAGAAAAUGACUUCAUUGGUGAUGAAAUUGUUUGAUCAAAAAAUGGAUGGCUGAGAUGAGGUUCCACAACCCAUUUGUUUGUUGACUCAUAAUUAUCUUUAUAUAUAAAUAUAUAUAUUGUUUUUGUAUUUAUGACAGAAAAAUAACAUUAUUCAUUAAUAUAAUCUAAAAGGGUCUUAGUGAGAAUUUUUUUGUGCUAGAUUUGUGCAUGUAUAGUGUUUUUCAAUACAAUUAGUGGAGAUUGGAAGUUGGGGUGGGACAAGGAAAUUGGAUGGGAGUCAUUUUCUUGCUUUCA